AUGGAACGGUUUUACGGCGCGUGCGAUUGCUUGGAAGCUUUGAUUUGGUCGUUCGGGAAAGAGCUGGGCACUGGGCAAUUUUGCGAUUCGGCGUGCGCGAGCGCGAUGAAGGCGGUUGAUAAUCGGGCGUACAAGGACGACAUAUCGGGGAUUAAAGUUGCCACCGUGGCGUUAAAGGUUGCGGCGAGAUGUGUUGGGAAUCCAGACGCGGUCAGUGAUGGCGGAUUAAAGUUAACCGCAAAGACUAUCGAUCAUAUGCGGAGAAUGAUUAAACGAGUUGUCGCUUUAGAAGGCGGGAGAAGAGCCUCCACGGAAAUCUCGAGAGCGACGCAAGAGGCGAAGCGAAGAGCGUUGGAGUUACGAGCGGCAAUGUUGAUGGCGAUGAAGAAAAGCGAUGCAAAUAGCAUAAAACUAGAAAUAGAAGCGUUCAACGGACGCGGCGAUUCGAAUAACGUAUACUCGGCUGGGUAUCACGCUUUGGGCGAAAUCGAGCAGUACGGAAAAGGUAAAAACGUUCUGAAUCUAAUCGCCGAGACGAAAAAUUUAGGUAAUUCUGGGGUGGAAGUCAUAUCGGCAUUCGCAACCGUGGCGAGUCAAGUGGAGCGAAAAAUAGGUACUACUGCUAGCGUUGGUAUCAGAGGAAGUAGCAGUCAAUUGACCCAAUCUACCGAGGAGGAAGGUGUAGUGGACGAUAUCGGAGACGACGACGAUACGAUGGGGGGCGAGUUCGCCGAUGAAGAUCGCGCCCUCUCGACGUCAUCCUCGUCGUCUUCUUUGUACACCGUAAAAACGUGUUUUAUCAAACCUUUGUUUGAAACGAGUGAAGUAACGACUUUUAAAGAUUCGAGAGCGAUACAAGAUGCCGUCGCGCGCGCGUGGAUGCGCUACGCGACCAACCCACAAUUCAGCGGCAAGUCGUACUCGGUGGAGGAGUGCACGAGAGAUAUCGUCAAAGUAGGUUUCGCGUCGAAAUUAAGAAAGAACGACUGUUUUGCCGCAGCAUGUGGGUUGGCCGUGUUACGAGUCGCCGCGUUCGAGAAGCGCGUGGACGAGUCGACGAGAAAAGCGACGUUAAAACAAAUUCUCGAUAUUUUACGUUGCCAAAUCGUGUCCACCGCCGACGAGAAAUUGAAAAACGCAAAGCAGAAGAGGAGAGGAAAAUUAAUCGACAAUACGAACGAUUUACGAAUUGUUUCUAUACUUCGCGCGGUGAGAGACGGGAUAGAUGCGAUCGGGUACGUCGACGCCGAAUCGUUUUUAUACAUAAAAAACGUGUUUUCGAGUAAGCACGGCGACGCGCUCUUUCGAACGAAAUGGCGAGUGAACGAACGCGCAGGAGCUUUGGCGAAAGCGGCGUUAUCUGCUGGACAUGAAAUGGCGACGCGAGAACUCGCGAGAACGCUCUCAAAGUUGGAAAUGUUCGUCAAGUUUCCGCUAACGAUGCAUAAUAGUGAUAGAAAAAAAGGAGGAGAAGAAAAAGGAGAAAAAGAAGAUGGAAAUGCACAUGGCGCAGACAGCAACGCUCCCUCGUAUAGAUUCGACGACGAGCUCAUUGCCGAUGCGCGCUUUAUUUGCGCGCUCAUCGGUGAAAAAACGGCGAGUUGGCCGCUUGGUGUGCCCAUAGACGCCAUCGAUCGCGUCGAAGAAGUUGGCGCGAGGCUUUGCAUGUUGAACGCCUCGGCAAAAGCGAGAGAAGCUGGCUUUAUUUGUCUCUCGGCAUCCUCGUUAGCGCGCUCCUCGAUUUUCAUCUAUUCGCAAAGACGCGACGAGGAGAAGAGGAAAAAGUUUGAAAACAUCGCAUUUGUCAUCUCUUCCACGUUUGAUGAAGUAGCAUCCGCGAUGCAAACAAGCUCUGAAGGAGAAGAAACGACGAGUAGGGAUGAUUUGGCGGCGGCGUGCGCAGCUGCAGAGGCUGUCGAGGCGUACGCCAGAUUCGCCAGCGCGGAGGAAGAAAACGGUCGAGCGACAAAACUUAUGCUCGGAUCUCUUUUGUGCGCCUGCGAAAGAAUUCAACUGAGAGACGCGCAAAUUAGCAUCGAAAAUAUCGAAAUCGUUCGUCGAAAGUUGCUUUUGCAUCUACGAGCAAUGUCUGCGUACGCCUCGUGUUCGAAAGAUGUCGAGAAGGCGUGCCGAUUUCAAGAUUUCACGCCACAGAUUGCAAACUUGAUUUCUAACUUUGAAGCGUUUGCAAAAGAAGUGAGGGAAGAUGACAAGAAUGUAUUGUUCAAUCAAGAUGAAGAAGAUCUCGUUUACGACGACGAUGAUACGGAUAGACUCGAUUUUGGACGCUUGACGUCGCUUUCUUCUUUCUUGGACGAAGCGGAACGCGAAUUGCUCGUGAACACGCACGUCGUGACGUUAGAAAACGGAGACGAGACGGUUUCGCAAGCGUUUGCAGAUCUGAGAGCGUACAGGGGAAACUCAAACGCACCUCCAAAUUCGCCAUCGCACGUGUUUGAUGACAGUAAAGAGAGCGAUAACAUAGUGAGGAAAGAUGUCUUCCCUUUUGCGGCAACCGUAGUCGACCAGAUAGACGAGGCGAGUCGCGCCUGCUUCUCUCGCGCUGUAGAGGUUGCUAUCGCUGACGGGGGUAAAGAUGCAAAGUUACAAGCAGCGCUAGCACAACUUCUCUAUGCAUGGGAGGAACGGUGCAUUCAGGUUAUCGAGCACAGUAAAAUGCUCGUAAAUUUGAACUCGUCUGAGUAUCGGAAAAAACAUGUUUCGCUGUUCAACCACCCGAAAAAGCCUGUGUUGACUGAUUUUUUGAGAUGCGAUGCGGCUGUAUCGAGGCGAUUCGCGGAUAUACUGAGCGUUUCUCACAUGCUGCGCGAAGAUGCGAACGAAAGUUCUCAGUUACAUCUAAAGAUGUUUUCGAGGUACUCUAGAGCACUUCAGAACGCUCUCUCAUCACACGCACCUCUCGAGUCUGCGCUACUUUGCGCCAAGUGCAUCGAGCAAACCGCAUCGAGCGAGGAAGUCAGAGAGCGCGCAUAUAAUUUGUUCGAAACGUAUUCACGCGAUAUGGACAUGCAAGAUACUGGACAUAACAGGCGCACUUGGAACAUCGCCAUUGAAUGUUUAUCCCUCUCAAAAUCCAUCGAGCACAUUGGCGCGAUGUCCAUCGGUGAAACGACGCUGCGCAGGCUCAUCGAGGCGCUCUCAAAAAUUUCUCUCAACAUAGAUCCUACGCACAGAUCUACGCACGCGUUUGCAAUUCGGGCAUUAGCACACGUCGCAGAAGUUUGUGGUAGUAGAUUUGCGAGAGAUUCGGAUCGUGCGGUUGAUCUGUCUAUGCAUAUGUUAGAUUCGUUACCCGCGCAAGAAGCGCUGUUAAAAAACGUCGUCUCUUUCGUCCCGGAAUGUGGGCACCUGGCGAAUGCGGCUGCUAUUGCCAUUGGCCCGGACUUAUCGGCGGAACAUAAAGUGUUCAUAAAAGCGAUGAAUGUUGCUGCAAUUAUACGCGACGUGCAAAGCCAUUCACGUUUUCAAAAUUUCCGCUUAGCGUUGGAUAACCGAAACGGUAAAGGAGUAGGUGGAGGAAAAAGAAAUCCGAAUUCUCAGCAGGAGUUGCGGCAGCAAUAUCCGACGCUGUCGGCAACGUCGAAAAACGAUGAUGUUGAAGAUAACUUCAACGAAAGCGACGACGUUGUUUACGCUGAAGUUGUUUUUAUUGAACACAUGGCUAUGUUUGCCCCGAACGCUAUCGAUAUGACGACUGUCACCGUAACGCUUAGAGACGCCUUGCGGCAUUACGCGACGAAGCCAGUAGCCCUGGAAACGCUCUCGUUUCUCGCCAUGAAAGACGCUCAUAAAUUAUUAUACCCAGACGAUGACGAAAACAAUUCAGGGAUAUCUUUCGAGUACGCCUCCAAGUCAACGAAAUCAUCGUCAAAAUUUGGGUCGAUGUUGUUGAGAGACAUUGUAAAAUGUGUGACGAAAGGCGCUUCGAGAAGAGUCAUCCGAGACGCAAAGAACUGCGCGCGAGUCUUGGCCAGAGAGUUAUCCAUCAGAGACCCCAAACGGGCGCUCAAAGCUUUAUCGGCGCUUUCCUUCGACGACCAACGACUCGUGGAAGAAUCCGAAGACGAGGAAUCGGAAGACGACGAAGAUGCGUUUAACGACGACGAAGAUGAAGACGAAGAAAACGAGGAGGGAGAGAUGGACGAGAAAGAAAUCGACGAAUCCGAUAUCGAUGCAAAUCGUGCGAAUAAUCACCCGCGUCUCCCGGCGCGCAUAUUUGCAGCUUCGCUACUUUCGAGAAUCCCUUUCUGGAUUCAAGAAAGUAAUAUUCCGGAGCAUAGAAGCGUUAAAUUAAGUCGCGCAUCGGAUUCUCCAAACGCAUAUUUACCGACGCACGGGCAAAGGUGUUUCCAAAUUGCGUAUUCAUUAUCCACGGCAAGUGCUUCGAAAUUGCGCGCGAGAGGAUUACAAAUGAUGUCUUUUCUUGUCAAAUUAUGGGGAAAUGACGAGGAUCCGGACGCGUUUUAUCACAUCGACGACGACGACUCAGACGAGGACGGAGGAGAUGGCUUCCAUCAGCGCAACAUCCCGAGUGCGCGAAAUAGGAAAAGGUCCAUCAAAACGCUCGAACAAUUUCAAGCACAAAUCCUCUCCGCCGUUCGUGCUUCUCGAAGUUCCGAUACACCGCUCGAUGUGCGUGUCGCGGGCGCGAGAUUAGCGGCACACGCACUCUCUGCAAAAGUGCACGGCUCGGACGAUUCCGUGUCGAAACGAUUGCACGCAUGCAUCGUUGAUUUUGCGAAAGAAUGGCUGCCGGUGUACCCAAAAGCUUCGUCGUCGUCGUCGUCAUCAUCAGCAUCAUCCUUGAACAAUUUAACCUUAAUGAACGCGUGUUGCGAAGCUGUGAUGGUGCGUGCGCGAAUCGCCGCGUGCAUGUGUUUAGCGACGGCAUACAUAUGCAAUGAAGAAGAUUCUACAUCCAUUCCUUCCGACGUCGUCGAGGCGUUCGUGCCUGCGUGGACGUAUCUACCCCACGACGUCGAACUCAUUAAACGAAGCGUAGAGCUUCGUGAAGGCUCCGAGAAACAAAUGCUGGACAAUAUGAUUAUGGACAAGUUUGAACUUUUACCCGGAGAGCUCGUCACGGCGUGUCCAAGUUUAGUACAAGAUGUCGCCGAGGCGUUUCUACCGUGUGUGAAAGCUUCCGUGAGAGUCAGUGAUACACAGCAAUGGUCGACUCUUCGCGAGCACUAUUUGAAACCUAUUUUACUCGCUUCUUUGGACGAACCAUUCGCUGCGUGUACGAGAACUUUAUCUGACGAAAGUUCCGACGCGAUCGAGCGUUUCAAUCCGACUCCGGAUGCCAAAGAAGUAGACGCCGCGCGCAUACCUUUGAGUUUCAUGUUCAACGCCCGUACCAAUGAUGUCGAGCAAGUUGAAACCGCUUUGCGCGGGUUGAAAACGUUUGAGAACGCUCAUUCUUUCGCCGAAUCUGCGGCGCAAAGUUUAUUAAACGACAAGCUUGGAAAAGCUGCGUUCGAUUGCACGAAAUCCUCUGAGGCGUAUCGUAAGAUUCGAGAUGCCGCGAUUGAGUUUUUGAAUUCGUCAUCAUCGGCUGCUGUUCCAUUCAACGGUAAAGCAUCCCCGAAUAAAGUGUCGAUAACGACGACCAGUGGUUUUACGGAUGAAAACUUGCUCAUGGAUUUGAUCGAAGACGACGUCGUCGAAGCUUCGAUUUCGUACGAGAAGAAGGAAAAGAAAUUCAUCGCCUUGGCAAACUUACUCGCGCAAAUGGAAAAAGUUAAUCGAAAAAAGUUCGAAGAGAUACUCGUGGAGCGCUUGGAGAGUGAAGAAUCUAUUUCGACAAAUUUAAACAGCGCUUUGGUGGCGCUGAUGGCUUUGGAUGUCUAUCUUGACUCCAAAUCUUCUGCGUCGGAGGACGACGUCGUCGUCUUGCGAAAACUUGCGCCUUCGAUUGCUGUAUUUUCGAGACAAACGGCAAAAGGGGAGAAUUCGGAAUCCAUGAACCGAGUUGAUGCCGAUUUGAAUGUUUUAUUCGUGUCAAGUACGCUCAAGUUCCUUAAAAAUGUGGCAGAAAAGGAUGCGAAGAACUUAUCCGCGAAUAUCUUGGCGGCGAUGUUUGCGAUUGCGAUUGAGACUUUGGGUACUAGUAACGUUACCAGUAAAAAAAUGGCGCUGGAUGCCUCUAGACUCUCGAACGCCGCGGUGCGCGAACAACCGCUCGCCGCUCGAUGCGCGGUGUCUGGUAUGAUUUCUUCUACGAGAGUUCAGUUUAAGGCUUUGUUGGACUAUUCGAGCGUCGUCGUCGAUGAUUGCGAUGAUGGUGAUGAUGUAGACGAGAGAAAGCCGGGCAAGAUUUCCUUGAAGGCGUUUCAAUAA
Molecule: messenger RNA, 6360 nt
Organism: Bathycoccus prasinos
Lineage: Eukaryota; Viridiplantae; Chlorophyta; Mamiellophyceae; Mamiellales; Bathycoccaceae
Exons: 1
Coding region: 1-6360 (2119 amino acids)
Biological process (GO): carbohydrate metabolic process
Source: RefSeq, a predicted model, not a curated record